UCCCGGGUGGAGGAGGGCUUCUAGGGCUGCUAGAUGCGUCAUCGGGCGUGCUGAUCGUGAGACUGAUUCCAGUAUUUGGAUUAAAGUUUCUUUUAACGUUCUGUACAGUGACGUACUUCUAUAGUUCUUUGCAUUUCUUUCUCCAGAUUGAAGGUGGUGUGUGCGGAUUUUAAACUUCUGUUAACUCAGUACGUUGGCCCCGGGAUUGCGCCUUGCAUCACAUUCGGGCCUGUUUUCUUUGUUACCUAGAGAGUGGAUCCUCCAGGGCUGAAUGGAGACGUAUGACAUUUGUCUCACUACAGAUUGUAAUUUUCUGCUCUUCCAGAAUUCUCCCUCCUCUCAAACCAAGAUGAUUACAAUAUGGAUGGUAUCUUUGCCUCCUUGGCAAGCAUUCUUACCAUCACCACAUCCAUCUUCUGCCUAGGAUAGAAGGACUUGGAUUUCUUUGUUGGAGGAAGGGAGCUGUUGUGGCUUAUCUUCAGUCACACAAUGAAGACCCUUGUGCUGUGGUAGCAGCUGCUGCCAAAGCAAUAUUUUUAAACAUCUUCAUAUCCAAUCCGAACUCCGAUGGCCAAUCAGAAACUUUACUGGGCAAAAGCCUUUCUUGACCGUGCCAACUUUCUGAAAACACUUGGUGGAUAAAGGUACCAGUGAGCACUGUGGCACCCACAGGCACCACACUGAGGACCCCCACAGUAGUGUAUUGUUAUUUCAAGAGAAACUUAAUACUCAGAGCCUGCUUAUGCUUUCCGUUAUUCAGUUAAAUUCUUUGUGGAAUCACCAGCUUUUGUUUGGCUGGCAAGCUGGAACAUGCUCAACCCAUAGUGAUGUAACACCAGAAGAUGGCAGAGCCACAGGAGCUUGGGGGCUCUCAGGGGGAAGGUGCUUUGGGGGCUGUUGCCGCUGCUGGUCCCUGCUUGGCUGGCAACAGGCUUAACAUAGACGUCUUCCCGGAUGGCUGCCACUAUUUCUUCAAGCUGCUCGAAACAAGAAGGGAAGAAGUGUUGCAGGUGGAAUUCUUGCGCCUGAAUUGCAAUGAGGACCUUAUCAUUUCCAUGCUGACCCAUAUUCCACUAUUGAAGGCUCUAAAAUCCCUGACACUCAAAGGUGGACAUGCCAGGGAUGAAAGUGGUGCUUGUCGGAGAGGAUUGCUGGCAUCCUUACCUCAAGACCUUGGGUGGCUCCGCUGCCUUGCCCAUCUAGAUCUUAGCUUCAAUAACUUCCGUGUUCUGCCUCCUUGCAUCACAGAGCUGGCUAGCCUCACAAGUCUCUUAGUGUGCUACAACAACUUGCAGGGACUGCCUGAGGACUUUGGUCAUCUUACCAAGCUGACUUUCUUCUCUGCCAUGAAAAAUCAGCUCAGGAAUCUGCCACAGAGCAUAGGAAAGCUGUCAACACUGCAGACACUGGACCUCUCUGAAAAUGCACUGGAAACACUUCCUGAAGAGAUUGGGAACCUACGUAAUUGCACAGAUCUGGAUCUAUCAGGAAAUCAAUUAACAGGAAUCCCCAGCUCUCUAGCCAAUUUGCAGUCUCUGCAAAGGCUGCAUCUUCACAGCAAUCUUCUGGUGACAGUUCCUGCUUCCCUAGCCUGCCUUUCCAACUUGUCCAGGCUUGAUCUGCAAAACAAUAGGCUGCGUGUCAUCCCUCCAGAGAUCCAGAGCUCUCCCUUUGUAUAUCUCCGUGGUAAUCCUCUAGGAGAACCUGAAGUUCCUCUGCAGCCAGAUGACUCCAACUCAGAAGAAUUACAAACACUGUUCCUUGCUGCUGGUGAGGAUAGGUUUACUGUGACCCCAGAAGGCUGUAAAGUUUUCCUGACUUGUGGUGUUCAGUUUUUCUUCCCCCGGGGGGCUGUAACCUCUUCAGUUACCAUUUGCUUUCAAAAAUGCUUCCCUGAUCCACAGUGGGUAAAACUAAAACAUCAUGAUAUCCUGCUAAGCCAAGCCCUGGAGCUGCAGCCUCAUGGCACUGAAUUUCAGGAGGAGGUGCAGAUCUGGAUGCCCUAUGCCUUCACUCAGAGUCUUCAUGAGCGUGAAGUCAUAAUCCGAACAUUCAGCAGGCAGAAGUGGAGUGAUCUAAGAUCCAAAGUGGAGUGUAAAGGGAAAAUGCGUUUGGUGUGCUGCAGUGUCCCUCAUUUCUCCUGGUUCUUGGUUGUAUCUCAACUUGUGGUGAAUGAAUGCAGUGUCCCUAAGGAGGGGACAUUGCUUUUCUCAACAGUCAACCCUGGCAUCAAAGUGACUUUUCCUCCUGGUGUGACUGAGACACCUAGGACAGUGAUGCUUCAGGUGUUGCCUGUGUCAAAGGAGGAGCUCCUGGAGAUCACAGAUGACCCUGAGACAGUUGCCAGUCCUCUUCUUUGUCUGUCUCAAAAUUCCACUGUGGACUUCCUCCAGCCCAUUAAAAUUCAGCUGCCAUUGCCUCCAGGGGUCACAGGUCUAACCUUGGAUCCAUCAAUGGUGCAUCUUCUUCAUGGUGACUGGAAUGCCCAGAAUUGGAAUGACAUCACAGAUCAAGUGGUGCUGGAAUUCACCCACCUCUAUGCUUUGUUUGAAGUUACCCACUUUUCCUGGUAUUGGCUGUGGUAUACCACUAAGGCAUACAUUAGUGGCAUUGCCAAAGAAGUCUACAAAAAAUUGCGCAUGUACCAGGUGAACUUCAUAGCUCUACAGAGAAGGAAAGAUCCUGAACAAGUCUUGUUAAGGUGUGUCCCGAAGCACAAGGUUGAUCCUGUUUUGGAAAAACUCCAUGAUAGAUACCGAGGUCCUGAGCCUUCAGAUGUGGUGGAGAUGUUUGAAGGAGAGCAAUUUUUUGCAGCUUUUGAACGAGGCAUCAGCAUUGAUGCAGACCGCCCAGACUGCAUUGAUGGAAGAAUUUCAUUCAGCUUUUACUCUCACUUGAAAAAUAUGAAGGAAGUCUACAUUACUUCUGAAGUGGACAGGGGGAAAAAAGCUGUGAAAGGGCAGGUUUCCUUUUAUCGAGGAGCUGUUCCAGAGAACAUUCCUGAAGAGGCCACCAAAAAGAGAAAAGACCCCAACUCCCACUGGCUUGCUACUUUGCCAAUUAAGUUACCUAAACUGAAAUCUAAGGGGAAUGAGCUGCCUAUAGCCAAAAAUGGCUUCUCCCUCCCUCCCCUGAAUUUGGGGAGUGCUGAAACUGGAUACUUGACACAAUCUAAUCUGCUUGGUAUUUCGCGACGCAUUGGAGCUGAAUGGCAAGCCAUUGGCUUGAAUCUGGGGUUCUCCUAUCAGCAGAUCCAACAGAUAAAAUUCAAUAACAGAGAAGACCUCAGUGCUCAGAUUCUGGAUAUGCUUUUUUCUUGGGCUCAGCAAAAUAAGAGGACCCCUGACUGCGUAGACAGGCUGAUCAGCGCCAUGAAGGAGAAUGGCCGCCAAGACAUAGCAGAUGAGAUUGAAGCCAUCAUCUCCCUGGGAAGGCAGAAAUAUAGAGAAUCCAUCCAGAGAGUGGGCCUGGGCCAGGCAAGCAGCACUGAAGACUCUGCUACUGCCAUGGUCUAACUGCUGUGUAAAGCCCCCUUUGCCUUACCUAGGGGCUAGAUCCAACAGAAGGUCAAUGGAAAGUCAUAAAUCUUCCUCCCCCACCCCACCCUCAGGAGACGCUCUCCACCCUGGAAAACUUGAUUCCUGGGGUCACAUGAUUCACAAGGACCAAUAUCUGUGUGGGUCAGUGGCAGAGGCGUAACUACCAGGGGACUGGGGGGUGCGCGUUGCACCAGGUGCGUGCCUGGGUGGGCACAAAAAAUCAGGUUUGUUUGUGGGGGGUUUUGUAUUUUUAGUGGGUUUUUUCAGUUUUUGGCCUGCAGGGGGCACAGUUUUUAGGCUAGCAGCACGAAAA
Messenger RNA from Sphaerodactylus townsendi, 3852 nucleotides. RefSeq names its product p53-induced death domain protein 1 (gene PIDD1). The transcript is spliced from 16 exons. NCBI's taxonomy places the organism in Eukaryota, Metazoa, Chordata, Lepidosauria, Squamata, Sphaerodactylidae. Gene Ontology annotation, molecular function: protein binding. The record is from RefSeq and is a predicted model, not a curated record. Gene Ontology annotation, biological process: apoptotic process; DNA damage response; signal transduction. Bases 843 to 3515 code for a protein of 890 amino acids.